Motacilla alba alba is the source of this 3604-nucleotide messenger RNA. RefSeq names its product DNA polymerase gamma, catalytic subunit (gene POLG). Lineage: Eukaryota; Metazoa; Chordata; Aves; Passeriformes; Motacillidae. The coding region runs from base 62 to 2479 and encodes 805 amino acids. The record is from RefSeq and is a predicted model, not a curated record. Gene Ontology annotation, biological process: mitochondrial DNA replication. Gene Ontology annotation, cellular component: mitochondrion; gamma DNA polymerase complex. The transcript is spliced from 17 exons. Gene Ontology annotation, molecular function: DNA-directed DNA polymerase activity; 3'-5' exonuclease activity; DNA binding.
AGAUAUCUAAUUCCUUGCUGCUUUGGGGUCCAGGUGCCCCCACCCUGUCACGUUUGCAGGGAUGCUGGAGAUGGGAGUGUCCUACCUGCCAGUCAAUGGGAAUUGGAACAGGUACCUGAACGAUGCUCAGGGUAUUUACGAGGAGCUGCAGAAGGAGAUGAAGAAGUCCCUGAUGAACCUGGCCAACGAUGCCUGCCAGCUGCUGCACGAGCACAGGUACAAGGAUGACCCUUGGCUCUGGGAUCUCGAAUGGGACACACAGGAGUUUAAGCAGAAGAAGAAUCCAGGGAAGAAGAAGAAGAGCAAAGGUCAGGAUGGGAACAGCCAAAUCUCCCCAGCAGCAAGGGAUGCAGAAGAGUCAGCCCAGGAGUGGCAGGAGGACCCCGGUCCCCCCAGUGAGGAAGAGGAGCUGAAAGUCUCUGCAAGCCAGCUCUGUCUGGAGCGCCUGAAGGAGACGGUCGCGCUGCAACCCAAGAGACUCCAGCACCUGCCGGGCCACCCGGGCUGGUACCGCAAGCUGUGCCCGCGGCUGGAGGAGGAGGGCUGGGUGCCUGGCCCCAGCCUCAUCAGCCUGCAGAUGAGGGUGACCCCAAAGCUGAUGCGCCUGGCCUGGGAUGGCUUCCCCCUCCACUACUCAGAAAAACAUGGUUGGGGAUACCUGGUGCCAGGACGGCAGGACAAUUUGCCAGCAGCCCCUGUAGAGACCGAUGGCCCCUCCUGCCCACACAGGGUGAUUGAGAACCUGUACAGGCAGCACUGCCUGGAGAAGGGCAAGGAGCAGCCCCCGGGGCUGGAGGCGGCUGCAGAGGACGAGCUGCUGGCGAUGGACAGCAGCACGAUAUGGCAGAAGAUGGAGGAGCUGAGCCGGAUUGAGGUGGAUCCAGAGGAGAAAAUGAACAAAGCGGACCAGAGCGUGGUGGAGGAGGUGGAAGAGCUGAGGUGGGCAGAGAUGAAGAGCAAGCCCUCGUUCCACCAUGGCAAUGGUCCCUACAACGAUGUCAACAUCCCUGGGUGCUGGUUCUUCAAGCUGCCUCACAAGGACGGGAAUGAUAACAACGUGGGAAGCCCUUUUGCCAAGGAUUUCCUGCCCCAGAUGGAGGAUGGCACCCUGCGGGCUGCUGUGGGCCGCACCCACGGGACAAGAGCCCUGGAGAUUAACAAAAUGAUCUCGUUUUGGAGGAAUGCUCACAAGCGGAUCAGUUCCCAGAUGGUGGUGUGGCUGAAGAAAGGGGAGCUGCCUCGUGUGGUGACCAGGCAUCCUGACUAUAACGAGGAGGACAGUUAUGGGGCCAUCCUGCCGCAGGUGGUGACCGCAGGCACUGUCACCCGCCGGGCGGUGGAGCCCACCUGGCUGACAGCCAGCAACGCCCGGGCCGACAGGGUGGGCAGCGAGCUGAAAGCCAUGGUGCAGGUGCCCCCUGGCUACUCCCUGGUGGGAGCAGACGUGGAUUCCCAGGAGCUGUGGAUUGCCGCGGUGCUCGGCGAGGCGCACUUCGCCGGCAUGCACGGCUGCACGGCCUUCGGCUGGAUGACUCUGCAGGGCAAGAAGAGCAACGCCACGGACCUGCACAGCAGGACGGCCGCCACCGUGGGCAUCAGCCGGGAGCACGCCAAGGUCUUCAACUACGGGCGCAUCUACGGGGCGGGGCAGCCCUUCGCCGAGCGGCUGCUGAUGCAGUUCAACCACCGGCUCACGCAGCAGCAGGCGCGGGAGAAGGCCCAGCAGAUGUACGCCGUCACCAAGGGCAUCCGCAGGUUUCAUCUCUCCGAGGAGGGGGAGUGGCUGGUGACGAAGCUGGAGCUGGCUGUGGACAGGGCGGAGGAUGGGUCGGUGUCGGCCCAGGAUGUCCAGCGGAUCCAGAGAGAAGCCAUGAAAGGGUCCCGGAGGGAGAAGAAGUGGAAUGUGGUGGAGCAAAGAGUGUGGGCUGGAGGCACCGAGUCCGAGAUGUUCAACAAGCUGGAAAGCAUUGCCUUAUCCCCCUCCCCACAGACCCCAGUGCUGGGCUGUCACAUCAGCAGGGCCCUGGAGCCUGCCAUGGUCAAGGGGGAGUUUGUGACCAGCAGAGUGAACUGGGUGGUGCAGAGCUCGGCUGUUGACUACCUGCACCUCAUGUUGGUUGCCAUGAAGUGGCUCUUUGAGGAGUUUGACAUCAACGGGCGCUUCUGCAUCAGCAUCCACGACGAGGUGCGGUACCUGGUCCAGCACCAGGAUCGUUACCGGGCAGCCCUGGCCCUGCAGAUCACCAACCUCCUCACAAGGUGCAUGUUUGCCUACAAACUGGGCCUCCAGGAUCUGCCGCAGUCAGUGGCUUUCUUCAGUGCAGUGGAUAUUGACCAGUGCUUAAGGAAAGAGGUGACCAUGAACUGUGUGACGCCGUCAAAUCCCACGGGGAUGGAGAAGUAUGGCAUCCCUCAAGGGGAAGCACUGGAUAUAUAUCAGAUAAUUGAAAUAACCAAAGGUUCGCUGGAGAAGCAAUGACGACACCAGAGUGCCAGGACAACUGUCCAGACCGCGUGCCAAAGCCUCCCUGUCCUUUCAGAAGCAGAUCUUCUGGCAGGGACUGACUGAUCCCAGCUGCUUCCUUUCCAUUUUGCUGUAAGAAGGGAUAUUCCUGGGGAAGAUUCAAAUAGCAGAGGCACUUCUGAUGGCAGCAGCCAGCUGCGAAACCUGAGACAGGGGCCAGAGUUGCUCCCAUGGACACAAAGGAAGAAGGCAUAAGUAUCUGGCAAGAGAAGCAAUAAGCCAUCAUCUUCUUAUCUGCAGUCUCUGAGACCAAGGCGGGUCCACCACGGAACAGGCACUGUGAGAGGAGGCAGUGGCAGCAACCCCAGUUUAUUUUUUUCUCUGUCUCUUCCUUUUGGGUUCCUGGUUUUCAUCUGUCUGCUCCGCCAUGCUGCUCUGGAGAGGGGAGGGAGAGAGCACCAGUAGAGUGUGAUUGGUUUUGAGUCAAUAGUUUAAGGAAUGGUUACCUAGAGCAAGAAGCCAGCUGUGCAGAACAGGAUUUAGCUCUUUUGUUUCUCACUAACAAAAUGACCUGAAUAUGGGAUUCCUGUCAGCCACUGAGACUUUCCCCAUGGGCUACCCCCUCCCCAGUUCAUGCUGGAACUUAGACCACGGGCUACCAGUGGCACAGGAUAGGGACUCUGUCCUGGGUUUUGGCUUGUUGAAACACUCAGGAAAAUAUGGCCAGAAGCACCAAUAAAAACCUGGACAAUCAGCAGAGUAAAUGGUUUAUUUUUCUUAGCCAGCAUGUUGCACUGCCUUCACCAGCACUGUGUAGUGGGGAUGGGUCUGAGGAGAACGAUGCCUUGCAGAAUUUGCCCUGCCAGGUCUUUAUCUACAGAAACUUGCAUACAAAACCACUUUACAUCGUGCUGCAAAGAGCUGAUCCAGGCAAACAGUUUCACUUCCCCAAGACCAGGGACACAGAGCUGGUGCAUAAAAAUAAAGGUUGCUUGAGGCAGAGGGCUGGGGUAUAGAGUGUGUUCUGAGAGAAGCUGUUCACUCCUUCCAUCAGUUUAGUGAGAACUAACCUGGGGAAGACAAGCUGUUCUAACCUCACACAUUCCUGCACAACUCACAAAUACAGCUGGCUUCUAAAGA